Parastagonospora nodorum SN15 is the source of this 6918-nucleotide messenger RNA. RefSeq lists its product as hypothetical. Gene Ontology annotation, molecular function: protein-containing complex binding; protein serine/threonine kinase activity; protein binding. Gene Ontology annotation, cellular component: nucleus; TORC2 complex; TORC1 complex. The transcript is spliced from 5 exons. Bases 1 to 6918 code for a protein of 2305 amino acids. The record is from RefSeq and is a predicted model, not a curated record. Lineage: Eukaryota; Fungi; Ascomycota; Dothideomycetes; Pleosporales; Phaeosphaeriaceae. Gene Ontology annotation, biological process: TOR signaling; negative regulation of macroautophagy; protein phosphorylation.
AUGUCGCAGCAGGCCUCGUCCUCGCUGGACCGCAUCGUCCUCGACCUACGCUCGAAAAAGGAGCGCACAAUCUCCGCCAAGUGGUCGAAGCAGCGCAUCGCGAUCUCCGGCCUCGUCAAAUCGGGCAACGACUCCAACGAACGCAUCGGCGGCAUCCACGCGCUCAAUGCCCUCAUCGACUUUCGCGGCGACGAUGCGGGCCAAAAGACGACGCGCUUUGCGUCUUACCUCCGGGCGGUGAUGAACGGCCAGGACACGACAGCCAUGGUGGUCGCAGCAAAAGCGUUGGGAAGACUAGCGAAGCCUGGAGGAACACUGACUGCAGAGCUGGUAGAGGCAGAAGUAAAAGGCGCGCUGGAAUGGCUGCAGCUCGAGCGCAUGGAGAACCGCCGCUUCGCCGCCGUGCUCAUCCUGCGCGAGCUGGCGAAGAACUCGCCCACGCUCAUGUACCAGUGGAUCGCGCAGAUCUUCGAGGUCAUCUGGGUCGCCCUGCGCGAUCCGAAAGUGCUCAUCCGCGAGUCCGCCGCCGAAGCCAUUAGCGCUUGUUUCGAAAUCAUCUCUCCGCGAGACUCGCAGAUGCGCCAGCUGUGGUUCGGCAAAGUCUACGACGAGAUUCUGCGGGGCUUUGCGAUUGGCAGCAAUGAGGCGAUACAUGGCUCGCUGCUCACGAUGAAGGAGCUGCUGGACAAGAGCCCCAUGUUCAUGAACGAGCAGAAGUACAAAGAGACGGUCGAGACGGUGCUCAAGUACAAGGACCAUAGGGACGCGCUGGUGCGGAGAGAGGUGGUACUUAUCAUUCCCAUCCUCGCGGGUUAUUCGCCCACAGAGUUUGCGACGAAGUACCUGCACCAGUGCAUGUUGCAUCUGCAGGGUCUGAUUAGGAAGGACCGCGAUCGGGACAAGGCUUUUGUUGCGAUCGGGCAGAUUGCGAAUGCGGUCGGCGUCGCAAUAUCACCGUACCUGGAGGGCAUACUAGGAUUUAUCCAGGAGGGUCUGCUUCAGAAAGCGCGGAAUAAGUUGGUUGUCAACGAGGCACCCAUCUUCCAGUGCCUGAGCAUGAUUGCGGCGGCAGUGGGCCAGGCUCUUACAAAGAGCGUGGAACGGUUACUGGACCCCAUCUUCUCCUGCGGAUUGAGCGACUCUCUUUUCCAGGCUCUUGUCGAUAUGGCGCACUACGUUCCCCCUUCUCGGCCGAUGAUUCAGGAGAAGCUGCUCGAUCUUCUUAGUCAGAUUCUCGCUGGGCGACAUUUCCUGCCCCUUGGCAGUCCGUACCAGGUCUCACAGCCCCCUCAGAUAUGGACGCGAGAUCACAAAGACCCGCAAACGAUUGGUCCCCGGGAAGCGGAGAUUGCACUUGCUCUGCACACGCUCGGAAGCUUCGAUUUCAACGGACACGUCCUGAAUGAGUUCGUUCGUGAUGUUGCGAUUCGUUAUGUCGAGGCAGACAAUGCUGAGAUUCGAAAGCGGGCAGCCUUGACUUGCUGUCAGCUAUUUGUCAAGGAUCCGAUAGUGCAUCAGACCAGCACGCAUGCUACAAAGGUCGUCGGCGAUAUCAUCGAGAAGCUCCUUACUGUAGCCGUUGGUGAUGUCGAUCCUGACAUCCGGUACGAGGUGCUUCUGGCUCUAGAUGCUCGUUUCGAUCGCCAUCUCGGAAAGGCAGACAACGUUCGGACGCUCUUCCUUGCGCUGAAUGAUGAAGUCUUCGUCAUUCGCGAGGCUGCCAUGUCCAUUAUUGGCCGCCUAACAUCGGUCAAUCCUGCAUAUGUCUUCCCCUCUUUGCGAAAAGUACUGUUGCAGUUACUGACAGAAGUCAACUACGCCAAUAGCCCGAGGAGCAAGGAAGAAAGUGCACAGCUGAUUAGUAGUCUUGUUGGCGCAGCUGAUAGCCUCAUCAAGCCCCUCGUCGACCCGAUCGUCACUGUACUCCUGCCAAAGGCCAAAGACCCGAACCCAGAGGUCGCUUCCACAACUCUGAAAGCCAUCGGUGACUUGGCUACAGUUGGUGGCGAAGGCAUGAUCAAGUACAUUCCAGAGCUCAUGCCAGUCAUACUGGAGUUCAUGCAAGACAUGAGCUCCGACUCCAAGCGCUUCUCGGCGCUGAGAGCACUCGGUCAGCUAGCCACGAACGCUGGCUAUGUCAUCGAGCCAUACAGAGACUACCCAGAGCUCAUGAAUAUAUUGAUGAACAUUGUCAAGACAGAGCCUGAAGGCGAACUUAGAAGGGAAACCGUCAGACUCAUGGGUACGCUGGGUGCACUGGAUCCAGAUGAGUACCAGAAGAUCAUGGAGCAGUCGCCGGACAAGCAUCUCAUCAUGGAAGCACAAGCAGUCACUGAUGUCUCCCUUAUUAUGCAGGGCAUUACCCCUUCAAACGAAGAGUACUACCCAACGAUCGUCAUCAGUACACUGAUGGGUCUGCUCAAGGAUCCAUCAUUGGUUCAGUUCCAUUCCGCGGUUGUGGACGCUGUUAUGAACAUCUACGCCACCAUGGGACUCAAGUGCGUUCCUUUUCUCAACCAGGUUGUACCUGGCUUCUUGCAGGUUAUUCGUUCUACGCCAGCCGGACGCUCGGAAGGCUACUUCAACCAGCUCAGUCAACUGGUCAAAACUGUUCGCCAACACAUCCGUCCUUACUUGCCCAGCAUACUUGCCACGAUCAAGGAGUAUUGGAGUAGCAGCCCGCAGCUUCAAGCUACCAUCCUCUCGCUUAUUGAGGCGAUUGCUCGGUCACUCGAGGGGGAGUUCAAGGUAUACCUGGCGGAUGUACUGCCGCUCAUGCUUAGUGUGCUCGAUUCGGACAACACUGGUAAGCGACUUCCUUCUGAGCGAGUACUACACGCUUUUCUUAUCUUUGGAUCGAGCGCGGAGGAAUACAUGCAUCUCAUUAUUCCGGUUAUGGUCAAGAUGUUCGAUAAGCCUGGACAACCUAUGCACAUACGGAGAUUAGCGAUUGAGACGCUGGGACGGUUGUCAAAGCAGGUGAAUGUUUCGGAGUUCGCUGCACGGAUCGUGCAUCCUCUAUGCCGAGUACUGUCUGGUUCCGAUCCAACGCUGAAGCAGACGGCGCUUGAGACGCUCUGUGCGCUCAUCUUCCAGCUCGGACCGGAUUAUGUCCACUUUGUCCCGACCGUCAACAAGAUCCUCAUCACUCACAAGGUUCCACACGAGAACUAUGGUCGCAUUGUGUCGAAGCUACAGAAAGGUGAACCACUCCCACAGGACCUGAGCCCAGAUGAGCGAUAUGGAGAGGACGACGAAGAUAUGAACACAGCAGAAAUUUCGACCAAGAAGCUGGCGGUCAAUCAACAGCAUCUCAAGCAAGCUUGGGAGGCAUCAUCGAAGACAACGAAAGAGGACUGGAUUGAGUGGAUGCGAAGAUUCAGUGUGGAGCUUCUUAGAGAGUCGCCGCAGCAAGCACUGCGCGCUUGCACACCGCUUGGCAGUGUCUACAACCCUAUCGCAAGGAUACUGUUCAACUCGGCCUUUGUCUCAUGUUGGACGGAGCUCUACGAUCAGUAUCAGGAAGAACUUGUGCGAUCCAUUGAGACAGCUCUUACAUCGCCUAACAUUCCGCCGGAGAUCUUACAGAUUCUCUUGAACUUGGCCGAGUUCAUGGAGCACGACGACAAAGCACUUCCCAUCGACGUGCGGAUACUCGGAAUGUAUGCUGGAAAGUGUCAUGCGUUUGCGAAGGCACUGCAUUACAAGGAGCUCGAGUUCAACGCGGAGCAAAACUCUAACGCUGUCGAAGCGCUCAUCAGUAUCAAUAACCAACUGCAGCAAACAGAUGCAGCUUUCGGUAUCUUGCGUAAGGCACAGCAUUACAACGAUGUUGAGCUGAAGGAGACAUGGUACGAGAAGCUACAAAGGUGGGACGAGGCCUUACAGGCCUACCAAGAUCGUGAACGAAGAGAAGGAGAUUCGUUCGAAAUCACCAUGGGCAAGAUGCGAUGUUUGCAUGCCCUUGGUGAAUGGGAUCUCCUGUCCACGCUGUCAAAGGAGAAGUGGGCCAAUGCAGGUCAGGAAUAUCGGAAGGCAAUAGCACCACUUGCUGCAACGGCGUCUUGGGGUCUAGGCAAGUUCGCCGACAUGGACUCUUACCUCAACGUCAUGAAGGAGCAGUCGCCAGACCGCGCUUUCUUCGCUUCUAUCCUCAACAUUCACAACAACCGCUUCGAAAUUGCCAUUGACGAGAUCGCCAAGGCGCGGAAGGGUCUCGAUACAGAGCUCAGCUCGCUGCUUGGAGAAUCGUACCAGCGCGCUUAUCUGCCCAUGAUUCGUGUGCAGAUGUUAGCGGAGCUUGAGGAGAUUAUGCAGUACAAGCAAAAACGAGAACAACAAGGACAAGCAAGCCAGCUGGUCAUUACACCACAUGAAGGUACCGACAUGUGGAUCAAGUACACCAACCUGUGCCGGAAAAACAACAGGAUGAACCUCGCGAACAAAGCCCUCCAGAAGCUGCUCGAUAUCGAGGGUACGGGCGAUGGUAGAGUGGUGGAGUACGUCCGCGAACACGGCCACAAGAUCCCCCAUCCAGUGGCGUACGCGACGUACAAGUUCAUGUGGGCAGACCAGAACUUCAAGCAAGAAGCACUUGAUUCGAUGAAAGACUUUACAGCCCGACUUUCCGACGAUCUUGCCAUGCGAGCAAGAGCUGCUGCGAACCCGAUGAUGGCGCAAAACGGCAUGAACGGUAUGGCAGGUCAGUUCAACAACAUGAAUCCCUUCGCGGCGACGAAUGGAUCCAACGGCAUGAACGGCUCAAGCAUCCUCAAUGGUUCAAACAUGGGUGUGUCGCCAUCAGAGCUAGCCGAAGCUCAUCGACUGCUUGCGAAGUGCUACCUCAAACAGGGUGACUGGCAGCAGGAGCUUCAAGAUGGCGAGUGGGAGCACGAAUUUGUCCACGAGAUUCUGUCCGCCUACGCAGCUGCGACACGAUACAACCAGAACUGGUACAAGGCGUGGCACGCUUGGGCACUUGCCAACUUCGAAGUCAUCAACUCGAUCACGUCCAAGGCCGACCGCGAGACUACAGAUGUGCCCUCUAACAUGGUGCACGAUCAUGUAGUUCCGGCUAUCCACGGCUUCUUCAAGUCUAUUGCUCUUUCGUCGAGCAGUUCACUUCAGGAUACGCUGCGCCUGCUUACGCUGUGGUUCAGCCAUGGUGGUCUGUCUGAAGUCAAUCGUACGAUUUCAGAGGGUACCAAGUCGGUGCCCAUCGAUACAUGGCUGGAGGUCAUUCCUCAGCUGCUUGCUCGUAUCAACCAACCCAAUCCCACGGUCAGGCAGUCGAUCCACCAAUUGCUUACUGAAGUCGGCAAGGCGCAUCCACAGGCUUUGGUGUUCCCAUUGACCGUCUCAAUGAAGUCAGAUGUCUCGCGGAGACAGCGUUCUGCCAAGGAGCUCAUGGAGGCCAUGCGCGAACACUCACCGAAAUUGGUCGAACAGGCAGAUCUCGUCAGUCACGAGCUCAUCCGGAUCGCAGUGCUCUGGCACGAGCAGUGGCAUGAGGGUCUCGAGGAGGCAAGUCGACUUUACUUUGGCGACCACAAUAUCGAUGGCAUGUUUGCAACGCUCGCGCCACUUCAUGCCAUGCUCGACAAGGGCCCUGAGACGCUACGCGAGAUUUCGUUCAUUCAGUCCUUCGGCCGUGAGCUGCAAGAAGCCAGGGAUUGGUGCAAUACUUUCCGCACUUCUGGCGAGAUUGGCGAUCUCAAUCAGGCUUGGGAUCUCUACUACCAGGUCUUCAGGAAGAUUGCGAGACAAUUGCCUUCCCUCAUGUCACUUGAGCUGCAAUACGUCUCGCCCAAGCUCAAGGAUGCGCAUGAUCUUGAGCUUGCCGUGCCUGGAACGUAUGUCGUUGGUAAGACAGUUAUCCGGAUUAUUUCGUUUGAUCCUGUCGCCACAGUCAUUCAGUCCAAGCAAAGACCCAGGAAGCUGGAAAUGCGUGGUAGUGAUGGUAAAGCGCAUACCCAUAUUCUCAAGGGUCACGAGGAUAUCCGACAAGACGAACGUGUCAUGCAACUCUUUGGCCUAUGCAAUACCCUCCUCGCCAACGACGUCGAGUCUCGGAAGCGCCACCUCAACAUUCAGCGUUAUGCGGCUGUUCCGCUUAGCACGCAGUCCGGUCUGCUUGGAUUCGUCCCUAACAGUGACACGCUCCACGUACUUAUACGAGAGUACCGUGAUAGUCGGAAGAUUCUACUCAACAUCGAGCACCGCAUCAUGCUACAGAUGGCGCCUGACUACGACUGUCUCACACUCAUGCAAAAGGUUGAAGUCUUUGGCUACGCGCUGGACAACACCACCGGCCAAGAUCUCUACCGCGUGCUCUGGCUCAAGUCCAAAUCUUCUGAAGCCUGGCUCGAUCGUCGUACCAACUACACACGCUCGCUUGCCGUCAUGUCCAUGGUCGGGUACAUUCUUGGUCUGGGCGAUCGCCACCCGUCCAAUCUCAUGCUCGACCGCGUGACCGGAAAGAUUGUGCACAUUGAUUUCGGUGACUGUUUCGAAGUCGCCAUGCACCGCGAGAAAUACCCCGAGCGUGUACCUUUCCGCCUCACCCGCAUGUUGACUUCAUACACGACCCCCUCCUCACCUGGCGCCUCCACCAUACCGCCUCCCCCGUCGAGCCCUCUUUCCCCUCGGAGCGCCGCCAAUCCAUCAUGGGCGACGCGCACGCAUCCUCCGUCGACCCCAUCGGCUCCAUGCAGCCGCGCCGCCACCGCUCGAGUAUUGCGCCGCCAACCAACGACGUCGAGGCCAAGGAAGUGCAGAACGCGCGCGCCCUGCAGGUGCUCUCCCGCGUCAAGGAGAAACUCACGGGCAGAGAUGGACGACCAGGCGAGGAGCAGAAUGUCAUCGAUCAGGUCUCGAGGCUCAUUAGUGAGGCGACGAAUUUGGAGAAUUUGUCGUUAG